Messenger RNA from Pseudozyma flocculosa PF-1, 3369 nucleotides. RefSeq lists its product as uncharacterized. The record is from RefSeq and is a predicted model, not a curated record. Gene Ontology annotation, cellular component: nucleus. Bases 1 to 3369 code for a protein of 1122 amino acids. NCBI's taxonomy places the organism in Eukaryota, Fungi, Basidiomycota, Ustilaginomycetes, Ustilaginales, Ustilaginaceae. Gene Ontology annotation, biological process: RNA catabolic process; maturation of 5.8S rRNA. The transcript is spliced from 3 exons. Gene Ontology annotation, molecular function: RNA binding; RNA helicase activity; ATP binding.
AUGGAUCCGGAUGGCCUCUUCGACUUUCUGCCUCCUGCAGACGGAGGCGCCUCCAUCACAGAGCUAGACGCAGACGACCAGCCCCAACCCUCGUCCUCGUCCACCUCGCCCAAGAAGGGCAGGAAGAACAAGAACAAGCGCACCGCAGACUCGGCAGCCGCUUCCUCUUCAUCCUCUCCAGCGCCGGCGCCAGUACCGGCACCAGCAGAAAGUGCGACAAAGAGCGACGAUGCCAACGGCCACCCCGGCGCCGCCGCCGCCGCCGCCGCCGCCGCCGACGACGACGACGACGCUCAGCCCGGCCCCUCGACAAAGCGGCAGAGGAUACAGCCGGUCCCAACCGUAGUCACCGACGAGUUCACAGCAGAGACCACCCGCUCCAUCGCCGCAGACCCUGCCACCGCACCCGCCACCGCAGCCUCGGCCGCCGGCGACGCAGACCAAGACUCAAAGUCCGACGCAGGCCCGUCGUCGGCCAAGGCGCUCAAGGUCUCGCACUCGGUCCGCCACCAGGUCGCCCUGCCCCCCGCAUACCCCUACGUCCCGCUCGCCCAGCACGUCCCCAACGACCCGCCGGCCAAGCGCUACAACUUUGAGCUCGACCCCUUCCAGCGCAACGCCGUCAACUGCAUCGAGCGCGGCGAGUCGGUCCUCGUGUCGGCCCACACCUCGGCGGGAAAGACGGUCGUUGCCGAAUACGCCAUCGCACAGUGCCUCAAAAACGGCCAGCGCGUCGUCUACACCAGCCCCAUCAAGGCCCUCUCGAACCAAAAGUACCGCGAGAUGACGGCCGAGUUUGGCGACGUCGGCCUCAUGACUGGCGACGUCACCAUCAACCCGAGCGCGUCGUGCCUCGUCAUGACGACCGAGAUCCUGCGCUCGAUGCUCUACCGCGGCUCGGAAAUCAUGCGCGAGGUGGCCUGGGUCAUCUUUGACGAGAUCCACUACAUGCGCGACAAGGACCGCGGCGUCGUGUGGGAGGAGACCAUCAUCCUCCUGCCGCGCAAGGUGCGCUACGUCUUCCUCUCGGCCACCAUCCCCAACGCCAUGCAGUUCGCCGAGUGGAUCGCACACACCCACGCACAGCCCUGCCACGUCGUCUACACCGACUUCCGCCCCACGCCGCUGCAGCACUACCUCUUUCCCCAGGGCGGCGACGGCAUCCACCUCGUCGUCGACGAGCGCGGCACCUUCCGAGAGGACAACUUCCAGAAGGCCAUGGGCGCGCUCGCAGACGGCAAGGGCGAGGACCCCGCCGACGCCAACGCCGGCGCCGGAAAGAAAAAGGGCCAGACCAAAAAGGGCGGCCAGCCAAAGGGCCCCAGCGACAUCUACAAGAUUGUCAAGAUGAUCAUGGUCAAGAAUUAUAAUCCGGUCAUAGUGUUCGCGUUCAGCAAGCGCGAGUGCGAGGCGCUGGCGCUGCAGAUGGCCAAGCUCGAGUUCAACACCGACGACGAAAAGGAGAUGGUCAGCACCGUCUUCACCAACGCCAUCGACAACCUGAGCGAGGAGGACCGCUCGCUGCCGCAGAUUGAGCACAUCCUGCCGCUGCUGCGGCGCGGCAUCGGCAUCCACCACGGCGGCCUGCUGCCCAUCCUCAAGGAGGUCAUCGAGAUCCUCUUCCAGGAGGGCCUGAUCAAGGUCCUCUUUGCCACCGAGACGUUCUCCAUCGGCCUCAACAUGCCCGCCAAGACGGUCGUCUUCACGGCGGUGCGCAAGUGGGACGGCAAGGAGUUCCGAAACCUCAGCUCGGGCGAGUUUAUCCAGAUGUCUGGGCGCGCCGGCCGGCGCGGCCUCGACGACCGCGGCAUCGUCAUCAUGAUGUUUGACGAGAAGCUCGAGCCGGCGGCCGCCAAGACGAUGGUCAAGGGCGAGGCCGACCGCCUCGACUCGGCCUUCCACCUGGGCUACAACAUGGUGCUCAACCUGAUGCGCGUCGAGGGCAUCUCGCCCGAGUACAUGCUCGAGCGCUGCUUUUUCCAGUUCCAGAACGCCGCCAGCGUGCCGAUGCUCGAGGGCGAGCUGGCCGCCGCCGAGGCCGACCGCGACGCCAUCGAGGUGCCGCGCGAGGACGAGGUGUCCGAGUACUACGGGAUGCGCAAGCAGCUCGAGACGCUCCAGUCCGACGUCCAGGCCGUCAUCACCCACCCGAGCUACGCGCUGCCCUUCCUGCAGCCCGGGCGGCUGGUCCACGUCAAGCACGAGGAGCUCGACUUUGGGUGGGGCAGCGUCGUCAGCGUCGAGAAGCGGCUGCCGGGCAAGGGCAAGGCGCUCGACCCGAGCGCGCCGCCGCAGCAGCACUACAUUGUCGACGUCCUCCUCGCCUGCGCGCCCGGGUCGACGGUGGGCAAGGACAAGGCCAACGCGGCCAGCAGCGUGCAGCCGUGCCCGCCCGAUGCCAAGGCCGAGAUGCUGGUGGUGCCCGUGCUGCUGUCGACGGUGGCGGGCCUGUCGGGCAUCCGCAUCUUUCUGCCAAAGGAUCUGCGGCCGCGCGAGCCGCGCGAGACGGUGCGCAAGAACCUGGCCGAGGUGCGGCGGCGCUUCCCCAAGGGCGUGCCGCUGCUGGACCCGAUCAAGGACAUGAAGAUCAAGGACGAGGCGUUUGCCCACCUGCUCGCCAAGAUCUCGAUCCUCGAGACGAGGCUGUCCGAGUCGGCGCUGUCCACGGAUCCGGAGCUGCCGCGGCUGUACGAGGCCUACAGCCGCAAGCAAAAGGCCAACGACAUGGUCGAGGAGAUCCGGCGCAAGAUUGCCGCAGCCCACAGCGUGUUGCAGCUCGACGAGCUCAAGUGCCGCAAGCGCGUGCUGCGCCGCCUCGGCUUCACGACGGCCGACGAUGUCGUCGAGAAAAAGGGCCGCGUGGCGUGCGAGAUAUCGACGGGCGACGAGCUGCUCCUCACCGAGAUGGUCUUCAACGGCGUCUUUAACGAGCUCACGCCCGAGCAGUGCGCCGCGCUGCUGAGCUGCUUUGUGUUUGGCGAAAAGAGCGAAGCGACGGUGCGACUCAAGGAAGAACUGGCCUCGCCGCUGCGCAUCAUGCAAGAGACGGCGCGGCGGAUCGCCAAGGUGUCUCGGGAAUCGCGCCUGCCGCUCGUCGAGGAGGACUACGUGUCGUCGUUCAAGGUGGAGCUGAUGGACGCCGUGCUGCAGUGGUGCCGCGGCGCCAAGUUUUCGGAAAUCUGCAAGCUCACCGACGUCUUUGAGGGCAGCAUCAUCCGCGUCUUUCGACGGCUCCAGGAGCUCAUCCGCCAGAUGGCCAGCGCCGCCAAGGCUAUCGGCAACGAGGAGCUCCAGAAAAAGUUUGAAGCCGCCAUGGACAAGCUGGAGCGCAAGAGCAGCAUCAUCUUCAGCCCCUCUCUGUACCUCUAA